Messenger RNA from Owenia fusiformis, 464 nucleotides. Lineage: Eukaryota; Metazoa; Annelida; Polychaeta; Sabellida; Oweniidae. The record is from the annotation of a GenBank genome assembly.
UAUAUAUCUCUUGUGAUAUUGGUAUUGAGCUUAUCAUUGUAUACGUUUGUUGGGUUUGUAAUGUAUGCUGUUUACCACAAGUGUGACCCUGUAAAGAGUGGCAGGGUGCGGAACCAUAAUCAGCUGAUGCCUUUAUUUGUGACGGACAUGUUAUCAUCAGCUCCUGGGGCAGUUGGCUUGCUCGUAGCAUGUGUCGCAAGUGCAGCUCUCAGCACAAUGUCAUCUAUACAAAACGCAAUGGCAGCCGUCUGGCUGGAGGAUUUCAUCAGACCAAUUUAUAGAAAAAUAUACAAUAUGGAAAUAUCUGAUUUCAAAGGAAAACUUGUGGCUCAAAUUAUAGCAAUUGUUUUCGGGAUAUUAGUUAUAGGCGUCGCAUUAUCAGCUGAAUAUCUUGGAUCGACCUUGGUCACUUUACAAGUGCGAAUCGGUGGAAUUGCGGGUGGUCCAAUAACUGGACUAUUUCU